Molecule: messenger RNA, 2625 nt
Organism: Seminavis robusta
Lineage: Eukaryota; Bacillariophyta; Bacillariophyceae; Naviculales; Naviculaceae
Source: the annotation of a GenBank genome assembly
AUGAUGACAGCAUCGUCCGGAUCCUCCUCUUCUGAAUCUCUUUCCAAUCAUACCUCCGCGACGCUGCCCUCCGAUCAAAGUAUGGAAGCCUCACCCGAUACCACCCCUUCGCCGUCUAUCAUUGCGUCUGAGGAACUUCAAGAUCCAGUUGUACUUGUCGACACAUUCUUCCGAGCCUCCAGCUUCAGCAGUAACAGCACUCUUUCGAAUGACAAUGACCAAGGCCCAGAUCUUGAAAUGGGGCCAGCGCCGUUCUACGACUCCCGAGACGAUGGCUCUGUUGUCUUUCAUCACCUACACAGACACACCCUCAGUCAUGACAUUUUCGUGGUGCCAGAAGGGGAAAUCAAGGAAGGCGGCGAUUUCAUGUUCACAACUAAUACCGUAGUGAACAUGAACGGGAUCCUUGGUGGCGAAGACAAUCAUGAGACCGACAAUCAAGAAGAAAAGCAAGACGUCUUUGCCAGUUCUGGAAGUUCCCUCGUUGGAGGCGAAACAGAUGCUUCUGCGAGAUCCUAUUCCAGCAAGAGCCAUGAUCCGACCCAAUCCUACACGUACAAGUGGAAUAUGUAUGCUCCUUCUACCAAGGACUUUGGAAAGUUCUUGCGUUGGACCAUUGUGGGUGGCUCACGGUUCUCCCCGGAACAAACGGAUGAAGAGCUGCAAGCGUCUCUCGCUGGAUUGGCCCAGUGUUUGAAUCUUAUGAGAGACUAUUUGACACACUAUGGCAUGCCGGAACGUGGCGGACCUCGGGAUCAGGAAUAUGUCCUUCGAGAAGUUGUCAGAGACCUCUAUGGAGGAGGGUGCCCUCUUUGGGCUCUGGAACCAGUCAUGCAGAAAGCAGCAGAGGGGCUCACGGGCCAACCAAAUGUGAACUGGCAAUUGUAUCCCCGCAAGGCGUUUGUGUACAACCCAUCGUCAGGCACUACGAGCAUGUUUCGCUUGGAUCGCGGUUUCAACAUUAGCAAAAUGUCGGCCAUGGAAGGCGUGGCAGUUCGUCUUGCAAGCUUUGCUUCCAAUGUUCAGGGAGUCAGCAACAUUCCAGCCCGGUUCCCCAACCCAGCGGACUUUUACAAGGCUUGUAAACAGAGCGUUCGUAACUUGGGCUUGCGCGUCCCGGAGGAGAGCAAGUUGGCCCGCAAGAUUCUGAAUUUGGCAUCUCGUCAACAGGGCCUCUUCUACUACGUCAACAGUCGAGAGUACAUGGGAGGUGACACGCCCAUAUUGGAUAGCAGCAAUUCCCCCAAACGACCCACUCUUCAUCAUGCGGUGGAAGACUUUUGGAUUGUAACGGAUGAGGAACGGGAACUGUUCUCCCGUUUGGCUUGUCAAGAGGCGCUCAAGCACAUCAGUAUCAUUGAUGCGAGACAGAAAGAUGCCGCGCAAAAGCCCUUGUACUCGCCUCUCCUUAUCAUCGUCUGUCGUGCAGUUGCCUCCGCUGGUGCUUGCGCUUUCUGGUUCGGAGGAUCUUGGCAGGAUAUGAUUGUGGCUGGUUUAUUGGCCAUUGUCGUCAACGUGAUUGGAACGAGUUCACUCCUCAACAAGCAAGAACGCUUGCUGUACGAAGUGGUUGCAAGCUUUGUGGUUGGUUUGACGUCAGGUUUGCUGGCGUUGAGCUUUCCUGAGCAUAUGUGCUUCUCUGCCAUGGCCAUCUCUGGAAUCCUCGAUCUCUUGCAAGGUUUCAGAGUGGUGUAUGCCGUCAUUGAAAUCAUGAGCCGACACACCGUGGCCGGUGGAGCAGAUCUGUUGGAAGGUGUCCUAUUCACGGGGUUAAUAUCGUAUUUUCUCCAAUUUGGGUCGUACACAGCAGCCUCUAUUCUGGGAGAUGCCAGAGCCACGGAGUUCGCUCACUGCGACCACGGCCUUGAUCCACGCUUCUACAUCCUGCUCGUCCCGCUAACUUGCGCAGCAUUUGCCAUCAUGUUCACUCCCAACCUCCGGGAGUUGCCAGGCAUGGCAUUUCAUGGUAUCUUGGCCUAUUGCAUGAACUAUGGGUUGGCCGCGUUGGGAGCCACCAGUGACCUGAACUAUUUUGUGUCAGCUUCGGCCGUCUCUCUGAGUGCCGGCCUCUGCUCGAGAUUCACUGGACGCCAAGCAGUCGGCAACACUGUCGCCGGCAUUUACAUGCUUCUUCCGGGAGCCUAUCUCGUCUCCUCAAUUUACUCCGGCGACUUGGACUCUUCUUUCUUUACGGAUAUCCUCAAGAGCGCCAUUGUCACGGGUAUCGGGGCAUGGAGUGGAACCAUUCUCUGUAGUCCUACGCUGUUGGGGACUACCCGUGGUCUCCUAUGGCAACAGCAAGCAAAGUUGCCAGGUCUACGCCGUGGUUUGAGCAAGGAAGGAGACCGCGCACCACCACCUUCAACAGAAGACAACUCAAGAACCUCUCGCAGUAACCGAGGAGGCCACGUUUCAUUUGCUCCAAAGGGCCAUCAUCGUGUUGGAUCCAAGACGUUGUCUGCUGCUUCGGGCCACCACCACCGCGACGGUUCCCGUGGUUCAUCAGCUCAACAGGCCAGCACCGGUGGCCAUUCCAAUAAGUCACCGCAUCAGCAUCACCGAAUCGAGUCCAAUGUUUCCAUUUUUGAUUUUGAUCACCCCACAUCCACGAUGCUUUUCUUUUGA